AUGGCGCCAAAAGCGCAAUACUUUGAUUGUAAAUCUCAACAACCACUGGCGAAUUUUUCUACUUUACCCGCUACCAUUCUUUCGGGACAUCCUUUCGGGAAACAUCUGGCCAGCUGUCAACUCGCGUUCGUACUAGGAUCUGAUCGAUAUCGCCGCGUGGCUGCCGCACAUCUCUUUCUCUCCCAACCACCACAGCACGAAAUGGGGCACCCUUCUUUUUCGUGCAGCCUCUGCGGCAUGACAGGAAUCCUCGACACCAUAGAUGUUUCCGGAGCACACUGUGGCCUCUCCGCUCGCGAACCAUGCCUCGCAUGCGCACAACUGAAACAAAUCGAUGAGAAAAUACAGGAAACAGCCACCAUGCUUCAAACCCUUCUGAAAGAGCGUCAAGAGCUCAAAUUUCAACGGAACAAGCACCACGACCAAAUAGUCAACCGUCUUCCUCCAGAACUCGUCUCCCGCAUCUUCACCGAGGCCUGCUAUCCAGAUACGCGCGUUGCAAGCUCCAGAGCCCUACAGCUCUUCCCGCAUAUUAGUGAAGGCGUAGAUCAAGGAAAUCAAAACCCUUUGCAGCUACAGAUGGUCUGUCGAACAUGGCGCGAAAUUGCGCUCUCGAAUCCACGGAUCUGGUCGACGAUAUGGGUCAAUAUGGGAUGGGGAGGCCAUGAGCCGUACCGGCAGUUCAUACAGGAAUGGAUCUCGCGCUCCAGGGACUUACCGCUCUCUCUCAUCCUUUAUGAGAUUGUCUAUCAGUAUCCGAUUUAUGACAGAGAGCACCUUGCGCGAAUGCGGCACCUCUUCGACGUGAUCAACAAUACGUCGUCCCGGUGGAGAGAGCUCAACUUCUUCCUGAGUGAGGACCUGGUCAAGAUGCUCGGUGGCGACACCAUCGAGGCACCUGUUUUGGAGAGCGUAUUUCGAGGACGCUUCCUGAAUGAAUAUGGCGGCGGCUACACUGCACCCUUCAUUUUGCGCGUCAGACCGAGUCCGACACACGUCUCCCUUGAUAUGUGCAAGCACACGGGAAUGGCCAUCGAUUGGGGUCAGGUCACCCACGUGGAAAUGAAGGUAACUUCAGUAGACAAUGUUUUAGGACUCCUUCCCGAUGCGCCCAGCAUAACGCACCUCACCCUUCACUCCGUUCAUGUAUUUUCACUUCCUCCUAAUCUGCCCGACGAAAUCAUCCACAACCAUCUUCGUGUCCUAAAGGUACCCACCGACUCGUGGAGACGUGAAGCAAUGGACCCCCUUCUCGACCGUCUAACUCUCCCUUCCUUGGAAGAACUUCACAUCGGAGGAUCCCUUCUCCAAACCACCAACCUCAUUCUUCGUUCCCACUGCAGGAUCACAAAAUUAAACAUUGACCAGAAUCUUCGUCAUCUUUCUUACAGAGAUGGGGAGCCAGAAUCCGACUUCAUUGCUCUUCUACGGGAAGUGCCUUUCCUGACUGAUUUGACCUUCAUUGGCCGAAUUUCGAGCACCUUUUUGGAGCGUCUCCGACUAGCUCCCACAGGUGAUACAGGUGACUCGGAAGUAUUUUUGCCAGCACUUCGCUCCUCCGACAUAAAAUGCUUCCUCGAGUUUGAAUGGGAGUGCGUAGCCAAUAUCUUCCCGGCGCAUCCGAGUCCUUUAAAUGGACACCGUUCGGCACUGCAAUCGUUCAAGCUUACUGUAUCAAAGCCAGUCACCAGAAAUCGACAAAUGCCAGUGGAGGGCGAUAGCGGUAAUGAGUGCACUUUGGUGCCUAUUCCAGAUGGUGUGUUCGACCACCUUUUGGGUGUUCGAGAGUCUACAGGGAUCCAGCUGUCGAUUGUGAAUGAUUCCGAAGAGAAUAUGCUAUACGGAGAGUAG
Messenger RNA from Cyclocybe aegerita, 1851 nucleotides. NCBI's taxonomy places the organism in Eukaryota, Fungi, Basidiomycota, Agaricomycetes, Agaricales, Hemipholiotaceae. The record is from the annotation of a GenBank genome assembly.